Messenger RNA from Dicrocoelium dendriticum, 360 nucleotides. Lineage: Eukaryota; Metazoa; Platyhelminthes; Trematoda; Plagiorchiida; Dicrocoeliidae. The record is from the annotation of a GenBank genome assembly.
AUGAUGAAUGAGUCUUGGAGAUCUGCAUUUGCUGUGCAAAGUGCAGUGGAUGAGAAACCGGUUUCCAUAGAAGAAGGCCAGGAUUAUGGUCUGAUUGCGCCGUUGUCUGGAGCAGAUGUCGGUGAUGCCAUGCGGAGUGCCGAAGAUGCGGCCCCAGGGCCAGGUAUCGAAGAGGAACACUGUGAAGCGGAAAACCGAAAGCGUCGGGAGAUUGAUGUUGAUUGGCAACGGCUUGGUAGCCAAAUGCUUUGGGUGGGACAUCCUCGGAGGUUCUGGACGACAAGUGAAGAAGGAUCUUCUUUGAAAGGAUUAAAAAUGGGGUUCUCACUAUCCCCAGAAACCUACUUACACAUUCCCUGA